Molecule: messenger RNA, 491 nt
Organism: Mesorhabditis spiculigera
Lineage: Eukaryota; Metazoa; Nematoda; Chromadorea; Rhabditida; Rhabditidae
Source: the annotation of a GenBank genome assembly
UCAUAAAAAACAGCCCGGUGCUCGUCGGCAAGGAGGACAAGCACCAAUUUCGCGAACAAGUCAAAUGCAUCGAGCAUCAGUACGAAAAUGCCAUCAUGCCGUUGGAUAGCUACAAUGAAACUUUUAGCCAACCCGGGGAACUGACCCAUGAUGAGGCCAUCGCCGACAAUGCCGGGCUGCGCGCUGCGUUCAGGGCCUACCGCAACGAGCGCAAGCUCCUCUACAAGGGACUUCAGCCAAAACUCUCUGGACUCGACGCCUACACCCCCGAUCAGCUCUUCUUCGUGGCGGCGGCCAUGAUCAAUUGCGGUGAGCAGAGCGAUGACGAUCUGCUGGAGAACAAAGACGACGAACACCCCCCGGGCUACAUUCGUGUUAAUGAGGAGGUGAAGAACUCGAGGGAAUUCGCCCGUGUCUACAAGUGCCCUCUGAACUCGCCGAUGAACCCGGAGCAGAAGUGUCGCGUGUGGCGCUACAAGAAGAGGAAGCAC